AUGAUCGACGCUACCAAACUGUUCAAGGAAGCCAUUCAGGGCAUCGAUCAGCAGGACGCCCAAUUCAGAGCUUUACGGGAUACCGACAUCAAUCUCAAUGGGGUUAAGCUUGAAAUUGUCCAGGGUACUCUAGAGUGGACAGACUUUUCUCAAACUGAUAGUCGAGAACAUUGUAGCCAGGUGAACAUUUCCAAGUCUAAUAGCGCAGUUGCAGACGUCUUCAAAGCCAAUGCGGACGUGAACGUCAUCAAGGCUAAACUUAACACAGGCGUCGUACGAGGAAUAAACACACCACUCACGUUGCCGCUGGAUAGAAGCAGGGGGGAUCUCAUUGAGGAAUUCGGCAGCGCAAUACAAAUAGACCCUAGUAAGCAACAGUCAGUGCCGGUAGAAGUCCCGAACUCAUAUGUAGCAGCUGUCAGAGGAGCUGUUGGUCCUAAAGGAGCUACAGCUAUGGUCUGCAAAGGGAAAAUCACUAUAUAG
Messenger RNA from Candidula unifasciata, 483 nucleotides. The record is from the annotation of a GenBank genome assembly. NCBI's taxonomy places the organism in Eukaryota, Metazoa, Mollusca, Gastropoda, Stylommatophora, Geomitridae.